Molecule: messenger RNA, 1683 nt
Organism: Kuraishia capsulata CBS 1993
Lineage: Eukaryota; Fungi; Ascomycota; Pichiomycetes; Pichiales; Pichiaceae
Exons: 1
Coding region: 1-1683 (560 amino acids)
Biological process (GO): glycerophospholipid catabolic process
Cellular component (GO): extracellular region; plasma membrane; intracellular membrane-bounded organelle
Molecular function (GO): A2-type glycerophospholipase activity
Source: RefSeq, a predicted model, not a curated record
AUGAGACAGUCUUUGCUAAACGUGCUAUUGUUGCUAUUGUCACUGGCUGGCUUAGUGGUGAGUUAUGCACCAACAAAGGCACAUUGCCCAAAGCACGAGCAAUCGCUUCUGAGAACUGCAAAAUCACUCUCUGACGAUGAAACCAAAUGGAUAGCGAAAAGACAGAAAAAAACAACCAAAAGUUUCAUCAAAUUCCUAGAGGGCUCUAAUCUGACAGAUUUCACCGAAUAUGACAGUGUCAAGGACUUGGUUCAUAGCUUCAAGAAGCCAGUCACUCUUGCUGCGGCCUUCUCUGGAGGCGGAUAUAGGGCAAUGCUAAAUGGUGCUGGUCAAUUGGCUGCCCUAGACAGCCGAACAGAAGGAGCUGAUGAGCAUGGACUCGGAGGUCUUCUAGAGUCGCUCACAUAUAUUUCUGGGCUAUCUGGAGGCUCGUGGUUGCUUGGAACCGUGGUGCUGAACGAAUGGGCCUCCAUCCAAUCUAUCAUUGACCAGGAAAAGAUCUGGAAUCUCACUAGUUCCAUCCUUUAUCCGUCCACCUCUUCCACAAAAAAUUUACUGUAUUUUGAAAAGCUUUUCAAAGCUGCUGUCUCAAAGAAGGAGGCCGGUUUUGAUAUAUCCGCAAUCGAUAUUUGGGGAUUGGCACUUGCUAACCAGUUCUUCCCCACAUUGGAGUAUGACAACUUGACUUGGUCUGGUGUCCAGAAGCUGGAUGCAUUCAGAAACCACGACAUGCCUUUUCCGGUUAUAUCUACCAAUAGUGGACCUCCAGGCUCGAAUCUGUCUGCUCUAGAUGCCAUUUCAACCGAGUUCAACCCAUAUGAGUUUGGCUCAUGGCACAGAUAUGUAAACAGUUUCACGGACCUCACCUAUCUAGGCACGGACGUCGUCAAUGGCAAACCCACCGGCAAAGAAUGUACCAAAGGUUUCGAUAAUGCUGCCUUUAUUAUCGGGUCCUCUUCAGACAUUUUUGUUGGGACUGGUGCAGCUAUUCUGUUUGCCGGACUUGGUGCCUAUACUGCAUUACCAGAAGUGGCCGAUUACCUUGACCAAUUAAACCCGGAGUACGAGAGCUAUGCUAUCUACAAACCUUCCCCAUUUUAUGAAUUUGACAAUGACCUGAACCCUUUCCUACAGGUGAGUGAGAUCUUGCUCUCUGCAGAUGGUGGAAGUUCUGACGAGGUUGUGCCUUUUGAACCUCUCAUUCAGCCCAUCAGAGGAGUAUCUACUAUUUUCGCUUUUGACAGCUCUGCAGACACAGAUGAGAAUUGGCCAGACGGAGAAUCGUUAUGGUACACUUACGAAAGGCUCCAGACUUACGAUAAUGGUUCGAUUCCGUUUCCGGAAAUGCCCACCCCAGAGACUUUUAUCUCAAAGGGACUCAACAAACGACCCACCUUUUUCGGAUGUAAGGCCGAUUCUGAUGUGCCUUUGGUUGUGUAUGUACCCAACAUCAACGUGUCACAUGCCUCGAAUGUCUCUACAUCGACUCUAUCGUUUUCAGAUGAGCAGAAACUGGCCUUCAUCAAGAAUGGGUUUGAGGGUGCAACCAGAAACAACCUUACGGAGGACUCCAACUACAGGACGUGCAUUGCUUGUGCUUCCAUAGCCAAAAGUCUACAGGAAAACAACAUUGAAUUUGGCACACAGUGUCAAAGCUGCUUUGAUGAUUAUUGCUACAAUUGA